Molecule: messenger RNA, 378 nt
Organism: Echinostoma caproni
Lineage: Eukaryota; Metazoa; Platyhelminthes; Trematoda; Plagiorchiida; Echinostomatidae
Source: the annotation of a GenBank genome assembly
GCAGUGACUGCCAGACAUACGGACUUCCGUGAACUCGGUCGCCGCAUUUGCGAGAAAGAAUGUCUUCAGAAAGUUACACCGGAACUGCGUGGUGAAAUUUCUCACUGGGUUAUUGAACGGUCCACUCGAUUGGCCAUAUCCCGACUGGAGCUGGCCGCGGCAACAACAAAAGAGAUCACCGAAGCCGUCGGGGGUGAGGUUAUCAACGAGGCUAUGGAUGAGACGGCACUGGAAGUACAAGCCCAGAAAGAGGCAGAAGAAGCGGCCGCGAAUGCAGAGAAUACGGUAACUUCCGCAAUUACUGUGUCCAAUCUUUUGAUUUCGUCCCAACUCAUAGUCCGUGCACGUGAACCCCGUAAUCUCUUCUGUGCCGUAUAG